AUGGACUUUCCCCCAGAGCUUAUUGCUUCUCUCUCCUGGAAUCAACAAAGCACCUAUCUUCCAAGUAAGCCAGAGUUGCGUUUAUUCAUGCAAAGCAACAUUGCUCAUAAGUUCUGCUUCUUCCAAGUCGCUGGCACUGGUCUAUUUAUUUAUGACUAUGUGCUGACUCUCGGCGACGAAGCCCGUUACGUUUGGACCGCUCCAUGGAGUCUUGGAAAGAUUCUCUUCCUCCUUACACGAUAUCCGACAUUCGUCGACGUUGCUCUGGCAUUGUAUCGUGAGCACCCAGACUCUUUGGCCGCAAGACCCAACGACUUCAUCUUUGCCCUUUCCCGUAGGAAAUUUGGGAUACAACCUGACGUCAAGCACAUGCAGCCUAUUGUAUAA
Molecule: messenger RNA, 387 nt
Organism: Pleurotus ostreatus (oyster mushroom)
Lineage: Eukaryota; Fungi; Basidiomycota; Agaricomycetes; Agaricales; Pleurotaceae
Exons: 3
Coding region: 1-387 (128 amino acids)
Source: RefSeq, a predicted model, not a curated record